This is a messenger RNA of Phalaenopsis equestris, 1168 nucleotides long. RefSeq lists its product as uncharacterized. NCBI's taxonomy places the organism in Eukaryota, Viridiplantae, Streptophyta, Magnoliopsida, Asparagales, Orchidaceae. The coding region runs from base 1 to 1167 and encodes 388 amino acids. The transcript has 2 exons. The record is from RefSeq and is a predicted model, not a curated record.
AUGGUUUCGUUCCAAGUCUCGAUGCUUAAGGAAAGCAUCUACGACAAUUGGAGUAUCAAGAUGAAGGCACUCCUUGGAGCGCAUGACGUUUGGGAGGUUGUUGAGAAAGGCUACGAUGAGCCUAGUGAGGAGUCUUGUCCUUAUGAGCAUGCUCUUUACAUCAAGAAUGAGGAUGAAAAUGUCUUGAUUGUUUGUUUAUAUGUUGAUGACUUGAUCUUCACAGGAAGUAAUCCAAGCAUGUUUGAGAAGUUCAAAGAAGCAAUGACAAAAGAGUUCGAAAUGACAGAUAUUGGGCUCAUGGCAUUCUACCUUGGCAUUGAAGUCAAGCAAAUGGAAGAUGGGAUCUUCAUCUCACAAGAAGGUUAUGCAAGUGAGAUAUUGAAGAAAUUCAAGAUGGAGAAUAGUCAAUCUAUAAAAACUCCUGUAGAAUGUGGAGUCAAGCUAUCACAGUUUGAUGAGGGAAAAAGAAUUGAUCCAAUAUUUUUCAAGAGUUUGGUUGGAAGUUUGCGCUACUUAACAUGCACAAGACCUGAUAUUCUUUAUGUUGUUGGACUUGUUAGUCGCUACAUGGAGACUCCGACUGUUACCCACCUGAAGACUGCUAAAAGAAUUAUGCGCUAUAUCAAAGGUACAAUUGAUUUUGGCUUAUUUUACUCAUCAUCCAACAAUUUCAAGCUUGUAGGAUAUAGCGACAGUGAUUGGGCUGGAGAUAUGGAUGAUAGAAAGAGCACUACAGGGUUCGUGUUCUUCAUAGGAGACACUGCUUUCACUUGGAUGUCAAAGAAACAACCAAUUGUCACUCUUUCUACUUGCGAAGCAGAGUACGUGGCUGCAACCUCAUGUGUUUGUCAUGCAAUUUGGCUUCGAAACUUAUUAAAGGAGAUAAGUUUACCACAAGAAGAGGCGAUUAAGAUUUGUAUUGAUAACAAGUCUGCAAUCGCGCUAGCAAAGAAUCCUGUUUUCCACGAUAGAAGCAAGCACAUUGAUAUGUGUUAUCACUACAUCAGAGAACGCAUCGAAAGAAGGGAGGUACAAGUGCAGUACGUGAAGUCUCAAGACCAAGUUGCAGAUAUUUUUACCAAGCCACUGAAGAGUGAAGACUUUAUUAAAAUGAGAAGUUUGCUUGGAGUCACAAAAUCAAGUUUAAGAGGGGGUGUUGAAAUAUAAA